Messenger RNA from Melitaea cinxia (Glanville fritillary), 2686 nucleotides. It is a transcript of the gene Chsy, whose product is annotated as chondroitin sulfate synthase 1. Gene Ontology annotation, cellular component: Golgi cisterna membrane. The record is from RefSeq and is a predicted model, not a curated record. The transcript is spliced from 6 exons. Gene Ontology annotation, molecular function: glucuronosyl-N-acetylgalactosaminyl-proteoglycan 4-beta-N-acetylgalactosaminyltransferase activity. The coding region runs from base 1 to 2610 and encodes 869 amino acids. Lineage: Eukaryota; Metazoa; Arthropoda; Insecta; Lepidoptera; Nymphalidae.
AUGCCGCGAAGGAGUAAGUGGAUGCAUCUGGUGGCCGGCGUCGUGGCCGGUGUCACGCUUGGUGUUUUUCUGAAAUUGUGUUUAAGGACAUCAUCUAGAACUUCCAUAGAGGCCUGUCCGGAUGCGGCGAAAUUGUACGUCGCUCCGGAUCCAUUAGCGCUUAUAGAUUUAAAGACUGAUGAGACGAUUUACAAUUCCAACAGGACAUUAGUGUUUGUAGGUGUGAUGACGGCGGAACAGUAUUUAACGACAAGGGCCAGAGCCGUCUUCGAGACGUGGGCCCAGGACUUACCGGGAAGGAUUGCGUUUUUCAGCUCGGAAGUGUCGCGAGCUCCGGGGCUACCUCUCAUUCCAUUACGUAGCGUGGACGAUAGUUAUCCACCUCAAAAGAAAUCUUUCCUGAUGUUGCUAUACAUGUACGAGCAUUACGGUGACAGAUUUGAGUGGUUUAUGCGUGCCGAUGACGAUGUUUAUGUAAGAGGUGAUAAAUUAGGGGAGUUCCUACGUUCCGUUGACAGUAGAAAGCCUCAGUUUAUAGGGCAGGCGGGAAGGGGUACUAAUUCUGAAAGGGACGCUUUAGCAUUAGACUAUAAUGAAAACUUUUGUAUGGGUGGGCCGGGAGUGCUUCUAUCUCGAGAGACUCUAAGGCGGGUAGCCCCUCACGUCAAGUACUGCCUGAAGCACCUCUACACGACGCACGAGGACGUCGAACUGGGUCGAUGUGUUGCCAAAUUUGCCGGGGUCUCUUGCACGUGGAGCUACGAUAUGCAAACGAUCCUGCAUCACAACAGCAGCGGUGCGGCGGCGUACACCGGGCGACUCAAGAAGCGGGAGGUCCACCGUGCGAUCACGCUUCACCCCGUCAAGGAUCACAGGCAGAUGUUCAGGCUACAUACUUAUUUCAAGAAUCUUCACAUCCAAGACCUCAGAGAGCAGUCCCUAGACCUGCACAGAGACAUCGCGUCAUCAGUCCACGAAUUAGGUGUCGAUCACGAUGACGUAGCCAACUAUGUAUUACCUGGUGAUGUACCGCUCUUCCCUCUGAAGAUGGGAGAGCCUGGAUAUUUAGGAAAUAACAAAAUAUUAGGCGCUCCAAUAGAUUUCAACAGAUAUAAACCGGACACAGUGGAGGACAUCAUACCCUUCGAUUUUGUCAGCAAGUCUAUUUACUCCGUCAGUCACUCUAACCCUAAGAGGAAAAUAGAGACUCCGCUCAAAGAAGCCCUCGAUGACGUCAUACGGGAGGUGAUGGAGAUAAUAAACGCGCCGUCGCGUCAACGCGGGCGGGUGAUCGACUUCAACGAGCUGCUGUACGGCUACACGCGCCUGCAGCCGCUGCACGGCGCCGACCACGUGCUCGACCUGCUGCUGCGCUACCGGCGCUACCGCGGCCGCAAGAUGACCGCCGCCGUGCGCCGGCACGCCUACCUGCAGCAGUCCUUCACCGGAACGGACAUACGAGAGUUGCCCAUGGGUGAACCGCCACCAAUCGAAGAACCAGAAAUACUACAGCAGCUCGAACAGAAUGGUAAAAACUACCAAACUGACUACGAUGAUUUUGAUGAAUCAGAACAAAGUCAGAACAGUUUCCUCGAUAUUGGCAAACUGAACGUUAGAGAAGCAUUUGAAAAUAGUCUGCAGAAAAUACAGAGCAAUUUACCGAAAGUUUUAAAGUGGAGUGAUGAUGAAUAUGAAUACCCGAUUUACGAUCGACGGAUACACUUUGUUCUUCCUCUUCUUGGAAGAUUCGAGAUUUUCAAUAGGUUUAUGAAGAAUUAUGAGGACAUCGUACUAAAAACCGACGAAGCUGUGACGCUUAUUGUCGUGUUAUACGUAGAUAGUAAAAGUCCAUUAGAUUAUUCAAAUUCGGAAAACUUAAUUAAUCACUAUAAAGAUGUUUACGGAAAAGAUAUAAAGAUAGUUUACAUGGGUUCGACUACAUUUUCAAGAGGCGCUGCUUUAACAGAAGGUAUCAAACUUUGUUCGAGUGAUAAUCUAGUGUUCUUCAUAGAUGUGGACAUGAUGUUUAAUCACAUAACACUUAGAAGAAUAAGAAUAAACACGGUUAAAUAUCAUCAGGUGUACUUCCCAAUCGUGUUCAGUGAAUACAACCCCGAAGUUGUUUACGGUGACGACUACAAUAAGUUCAAAGACGAAAUCCUCGUAAUGAACUCUGAUAUAGGUAAAUACGUUGAAAGCGAUGAUGGUGCUAUAAAAAGCGAUACGGAAUUAGCUAAUUUGAAAUAUAGUAAAGUGAUAAACGACGAUUUCGGUUAUUUUAGACAAUACGGUUUCGGCAUACUUAGCAUAUAUAAAUGUGACUUUGAUAGAGUCGGUGGUUUCGAUUUAAAUAUAAAAGGUUGGGGUUUGGAGGACGUUGAAUUGUUCGAGACUUUGAUAAAAUCGAAUUUAACAGUGUAUAGAGUAGCGGAUGAGACUCUGGUGCAUAAAUUUCAUUCUGUUGACUGUGAUAAGAAUUUGGAAAAGAGUCAGUUCCAAAUGUGCCUCGGUACGAAGGCUUCGACCUAUGGAAGUGAGAAACAUAUGAUAUACUAUAUGCUUAAUCACCCUGAUGUGUUAUGGCCCCAAGAAGAGAAAGGAGUCAGCUAGUAUAGGGACGUUUAUAAACAACUUAGUAAUUUUCAAAUAUUUCUUUUCAAUAAAAUUAUUUUUCCUGGUUCUAAAA